AUGGUGUCUGAUUUCGUUAUACGAGCAUGGACCAGUUCCUGCCGUGCCCUGAUAGCCCCCGAAGCCUGUAAUGAUGCAAGAAUAGAGAAGGAUGCAGGGGUGGCCCUGAAUUUAAUCAAUAAACAUCGCAAAGAAGGCUACAUUUUUGUCCUGUUCCGUGUGGCCGAUCGUACGGUAUUCAUUGUUGAAUUCACCAUAAAAGAGACAAGAUGCCCUAGAAACAUCGAUGCAACAAGUGUUUCCCAAUGUGAAUUCCUGCCUGAUGGAAAAGCUAAUCUGGGAUUUUGCAUAGGAAGAAUAGUUAAAGAGACAGGAGCCCCAGAUGUGGUCGAAGUAGACUCCUGUGUGAUCUAUGAUACUCAGAAUCUCAGCAUCUGCCAUCACCAUCACCACUUCCACCAUGAUUUGGGAGAAGGCCGUCAUCACUGCAAUGUAACUGGGCAUGGAUGUAGACAUCCGCUACAUAAACAUCAUCAUUACUACCAUCACCAUUAUCAUCCUCACCAUCAUCAUCCUCACCUGUUCAGUGCGGACUUUGUCCAUCGUGUUCCAAUUUUGAGUGAACACGAUGUCCUCCAAGCUCCUGAUGCCAACUUUCUUGACCAUCCUUUGCCUGACCAAGGAAGACAUGGAUCGAAGUCAUGCCCAGGCAAGCCCAAAUAUGACCUCUUCCCAGGCCUUUUGUCUUUAUUUCCUACAUCAUCAGCACGUUAA
Notechis scutatus (mainland tiger snake) is the source of this 714-nucleotide messenger RNA. The record is from RefSeq and is a predicted model, not a curated record. NCBI's taxonomy places the organism in Eukaryota, Metazoa, Chordata, Lepidosauria, Squamata, Elapidae.